Messenger RNA from Cylicocyclus nassatus, 976 nucleotides. The record is from the annotation of a GenBank genome assembly. NCBI's taxonomy places the organism in Eukaryota, Metazoa, Nematoda, Chromadorea, Rhabditida, Strongylidae.
GUGGCAGCGGUUCGAUGAGCGACUCUUCGGACUCUACAAGCAGUUUUGAUCUAUCACUAUCUCCACCCAGCUACUCUGUACAGGAGGAUCCCAGUAGCGGUGAUUUGCGAAGCAGACUUCAACAGAUUUGGCCAGAUAGGCCAGAAUUUGGCCGAUACUCCCUCGACUAUGAGUACAUGGAUUAUUUGAAAGAAAAGAAAAGAAAAAGAAAACGCCUAGCCGCUGGUGUGAGCAAUACAAGAGCUGCAAUAUACAGUGCAUCAGAUAUGAUACUGCCUUGUGAUCGGGAAACAACGGGAGAAUCACAACUUGUCAGAACCUCCAUGCUGUUUUCUUCGACUGACAAGCUCAAGCAAGUGGAUGACUCUCAGCAUUGGGUUGCUACAGAGGAUCUUCUCACCUUGGGAGGUCUUUUACCCACAAGAUCGCCUACUCUUGUCCCAUCCGAAAUACUUCGAUCGAGCUGUUCCAAGAUACAUGAAACAGGAGUGCUGCACUCUGGCCAUUCGCAAUCAACGGAAGUAACCGCCCGUUCGUUCCGUUCUGAGAUAGAAGACGAAAUCAAACGUAGCGGCGGCAUCUUUCAUUUCGCUGGACGCUCUUCGGAAGAGGAGGUACUCGCUCUUUUGCAACGUUACCCGUUCAUCGUUUUCAAUCCGGAAGAUUCCGAAAAUAAUGUAGAAGUUGCUUUGAAAGUUGGUGAAAAGGGUCGAGUCUUUCUCGUGGAAAUCUUAAAAGUAGAAGGAGAUGGAAUGAUCUGGCGACUGCUCGGAACCACAUUCAGUCUCGGAUUCAAAUCUUUGGAAGAUAUGGCGCUUUUCUAUCGACGCUUUCCCGCAGCAGUAGAGUAGCUUUUUGAAUGUAUGCACUGUCUUUUUCAAUACUAAGAAAAUACUGAAUCAUUCUAAGUAAAUUCGUAUUAAAGUGCUUCAAAAUGUAAUGUUGGUUAGACUCAAGUUCAUUCGGAUUCUGCUAG